Clonostachys byssicola is the source of this 396-nucleotide messenger RNA. Lineage: Eukaryota; Fungi; Ascomycota; Sordariomycetes; Hypocreales; Bionectriaceae. The record is from the annotation of a GenBank genome assembly.
AUGGCAGCGCCAGUUUCCGUCCCCGAUGUCAUCGCGUCUAUUACAUCUCAUUGGUCGCCACACCUCGUCGCCACAACCAACGAUCACGAUGUCAAGGUCGUCAAAAUUGACGGUGCUUUCAUAUGGCAUGCCCAUCAGAACACCGACGAGCUUUUCUAUCUCAUUUCUGGAAAGCUCACAAUGGAAAUGGAGGAAGGAGCCGCUCUGGGAGGAGCCAGAGCAGAGACCCGCAAAAUUCUCAUGAAGCCAGGCGACAUGUUCAACGUGCCAAAGGGUGUCAGGCAUCGGCCUGUCGCAGAGGAUGCUGUGAUCAUGGUGAUAGAGAAGGAGGAUACGGUCAACACAGGAGAUCAGGUGGACUCUGAGAGAACAAGAGUAGACAAGGAUGCGCGUUAA